Molecule: messenger RNA, 1347 nt
Organism: Lepus europaeus (European hare)
Lineage: Eukaryota; Metazoa; Chordata; Mammalia; Lagomorpha; Leporidae
Gene: RNF229
Product: RING finger protein 208
Exons: 2
Coding region: 1-885 (294 amino acids)
Biological process (GO): proteasome-mediated ubiquitin-dependent protein catabolic process; protein K29-linked ubiquitination; protein K63-linked ubiquitination
Cellular component (GO): endoplasmic reticulum membrane
Molecular function (GO): ubiquitin protein ligase activity
Source: RefSeq, a predicted model, not a curated record
AUGUGCCUGGCCACACUGACCUUCACACCCCUGACGACCCCCAUCACCACGCUGGGUUCCCUACCCACCCACCCUGACUCCGGCCCCAGGGCCUCCACCCCAGAAUUGGGUGCCCCCACCCCCACCUUGGGCCAGCCCGGCUCUGAGCCCAGCAGCCCGCCUUGGACUUCUCUGGACCCUGAGGGCCUGGACCCGCCGUACCAGGAGCCAGCAGAUGAAAGAGAUGACCUCAGGGUCCCCCGGGGCGCCAGGCCUCGGGACAGUGAGCCCUUGCUGGGGGCUGCUGCCCUGGCCGAUAUCUGGGCCCUGCCAGCAGGGCGGGAGGAGCAGGUGCGGGGGCAGGGGGCAGAGGAGGAGUGUCCCAUCUGCACAGAGCCCUACGGGCCUGGCCAGCAGCGCCCGGCCCUGCUGAACUGUGGCCACGGCCUGUGUGUGGGCUGCCUGCACCGGCUGCUGGGCACAGCCCCCAGCGUCGACCUGGGCCGGGUGCGCUGCCCGCUGUGUCGCCAGAAGACGCCCAUGCUGGAGUGGGAGAUCUGCCGGCUGCAGGAGGAGCUGCUCCAGGCCGAUGGGCCCCAGCGCCCCCCGCCCCCCGAGCCCCCCGCCCCGCCGCGCCGGGGGCCCGGGCCCUGGGGCUCCCUGGAGCACCGCUACCAGCUGCGCUUCCUGGCGGGGCCCGCGGGUGGCCGGGGCUGCCUGCCCUUCCUGCCCUGCCCUCCCUGCCUGGGUGCCCGGCUGUGGGCGCUGAGGGAGCAGGGGCCCUGUGCGCGCCGCCUGGCGCUGCUGGCGUUGCUGGCGCUGGAGCUGCUGGGGCUGCUGGUCAUCUUCACGCCGCUCCUACUGCUGGGGCUGCUGUUCAUGCUGCUGGACCGCCCCAGCCACUGACCGAGCCCAGGACGGCCCCGGACACCACCAGGACGCGAGGUUGCACCACCAGCCUGAAGACCAAGGUUGGACCGGGGCACUGGCCAGCAACGAGGACCUGCCACCGCCAAGCCCACGACCAGGGCCCAGGCCACCCAGCUGGCGUCCCCACCACCCUGCUACCCCGGCUUCGGCGGAGCACCAAGGACACCAGAGCCAAGGACAGCCCGUGAGCAGCGGGCAGGCACUGUGCCGGCAGCGGCACACCCCUCCCUGCCAAGGCCCAGCCGGGCACAGCAGACGGAACCUGAACAGAGCCCUGGCCGUGGUCAGACCCCCAGCGGCCCCAGGAAGGGACCAGUGUGACCCUGAGGGAGAGGCCUGCGCUCGGGCCACCAGCCCUGGCCUUGCCCCUGAGUGAGCCGGGGCCCAGGUCCAGCCUUGAGCAGUGCCACGUGCACAGCGGCACAAUAAACACCAUCU